Messenger RNA from Microcebus murinus (gray mouse lemur), 8250 nucleotides. The record is from RefSeq and is a predicted model, not a curated record. NCBI's taxonomy places the organism in Eukaryota, Metazoa, Chordata, Mammalia, Primates, Cheirogaleidae.
CGGCGGCGGCGGCGCUAGGGACGGGAACGCGCUCAGGAGCUAGAGAGCAGUGAUCUACGCGCCGGCCCGGCCCGCAGCUUUGGGUCCUUCGGCGGCUGCAGCACCGGAACGGGUGGUUGGGGAGGGGGGGUGGGGGGACGCCAGGCAGGUGGGACGCGAAAGCGAUGAAUCCUCGGCUCUUCCUCCUCCUCCUCUGGGACCCGCUCUCUGCCGGCCGCUCCAACGCCCGGAUGAUCUGAGCCGCGAGGGCGCCGAGAGCCGGGGGCCCGGACGCAGCCCGGCUCCUCCCCUCCUCCGCCCCGUCCCGGGCCUGACCUGGCCCGCCGCCGCCGCGGUGACCCCCUCCCCGCCCCCUCCCCGGUCGCCGCCACCGCCACCGCCGCCUCGGCCGACCAGGGACCUGUCCUCCCGCGGCUGCUCCGGCUGGCUUGUCUAGAGUCUACAUUCUUACUCUCCUGCUAAGUCCAAGAAUGAGGAAGAAUUAAAAGCAAGAAAGGAAAUACAGAAGAGAUUGCUCAGGCUGAGGAGGGCAAAGUGCUUAUAGUUGGCUGCUUCACCAGGACUCUACAAAUCACUCAGAACCCAAGGAGACCUAGAGGAUCAAGACAUAAUGGGAGCAUUUUUAGACAAGCCAAAGAUGGAAAAGCAUAAUGCCCAGGGGCAGGGUAAUGGGUUGCGAUACGGGCUAAGCAGCAUGCAAGGUUGGCGUGUUGAAAUGGAGGAUGCACAUACAGCUGUGAUCGGUUUGCCAAGUGGACUUGAAACAUGGUCAUUCUUUGCUGUGUAUGAUGGGCAUGCUGGUUCUCAGGUUGCCAAAUACUGCUGUGAGCAUUUGUUAGAUCACAUUACCAAUAACCAGGAUUUUAAAGGGUCUGCAGGAUCACCUUCUGUGGAAAAUGUAAAGAAUGGAAUCAGAACAGGUUUUCUGGAGAUUGAUGAACACAUGAGAGUCAUGUCAGAGAAGAAGCAUGGUGCAGAUAGAAGUGGGUCAACAGCUGUGGGUGUCUUAAUUUCUCCCCAACAUACUUAUUUCAUUAACUGUGGAGACUCAAGAGGUUUACUUUGUAGGAACAGGAAAGUUCACUUCUUCACGCAAGAUCACAAACCAAGUAAUCCGCUGGAAAAAGAACGAAUUCAGAAUGCAGGUGGCUCUGUAAUGAUUCAGCGUGUGAAUGGCUCUCUGGCUGUAUCAAGAGCCCUUGGGGAUUUUGAUUACAAAUGUGUCCAUGGAAAAGGUCCUACAGAGCAGCUUGUCUCACCAGAGCCUGAAGUCCAUGAUAUUGAAAGAUCUGAAGAAGAUGAUCAGUUCAUUAUCCUUGCAUGUGAUGGUAUCUGGGAUGUUAUGGGAAAUGAAGAGCUCUGUGAUUUUGUAAGAUCCAGACUUGAAGUCACUGAUGACCUUGAGAAAGUUUGCAAUGAAGUAGUCGACACCUGUUUGUAUAAGGGAAGUCGAGACAACAUGAGUGUGAUUUUGAUCUGUUUUCCAAAUGCACCCAAAGUAUCACCAGAAGCAGUGAAGAAGGAGGCAGAGUUGGACAAGUACCUGGAAUCCAGAGUGGAAGAAAUCAUAAAGAAGCAGGGGGAAGGCGUCCCCGACUUAGUCCAUGUGAUGCGCACAUUAGCGAGUGAGAACAUCCCCAGCCUCCCACCAGGGGGUGAAUUGGCAAGCAAGCGGAAUGUAAUUGAAGCCGUUUACAAUAGACUGAAUCCUUACAAAAAUGACGACACUGACUCUACAUCAACUGAUGAUAUGUGGUAAAACUGCUCAUCUAGCCAUGGAGUUUACCUUCACCUCCAAAGGAGAGUACAGCUCAACUUCGUUGACCUUUUAACAUCCAUCCUCAACUUUAAGGAAGGGGAUAUGACAUGGGUGAGAGUAAUUACACCAGAGAACUUCAGCAGUACAACAGCUAGCCCAGAAGUGAAUUUUUUUUUUUUUUUUGUAAAUUUGAGACUUAUGUAAACGUGAUUUCAAACCAUAAUUCAUGUUGUAAAUCAGACUCCAGCAAUUUUUGUUGUAUGAUUUUGUUUUUUUGUAAAGUGUAAUUGUCCUUGUACAAAAUGCUCAUAUUUAAUUAUGAACUGCUUUAAAUCACUAUCAAAGUUACAAGAAAUGUUUGGCUUGUUGUGUGAUGCAACAGAUAUAUAGCCCUUUCAAGUCAUGUUGUGUUUGGACUUGGGGUUGGGACAGGGAGAGCAGCAGCCACUUCAGCUAGAUGUUCAAACGUGCGCAUGAUUAUGGAGAAUAAUUUCAAAAUCUUACAAACCUGAACAUCCAAGGAGUUAUUGAAAACUAAAUGUUCUUGGUAGGGGAUUGGCAUUGUUCAUAAAGCUGGUCCCUUCAUUUAACUGUCAGGAUGUUCUCUCCUUGUUGCCAUGAGUAUUGCAGGUAAUACAGUAUAUUCAUAAGAAUACCAAUCUUGGGGCUAAAAUGCCUUGAUUCUUUGCACCUCUUUUACAAGUCCUUACAUUUAAUUACUAAUUGAUAAGCAGCAGCUUCCUACAUAUAGUAGGAGACUGCCACAUUUUUGCUAUCAUGAUUGGCUGGGCCUGCUGCUGUUCCUAGUAAGGUAUUCUGAAUUCCAUUUUAUCAAUAAAGCUUGAUUUAACAAACAAGAAAUUUAAUCAUGUAUGUGUAAUUCCUCUCUUACCCCGGCCUUUUAAAACACCAUACUAUUGUAAAUGAGAUGUUUCUCAUAGGAAAAGAUGUUAGUCUCUUUUAAUUGGACAACUCUGUUACUCAAGGCAUAGAUGGAACUGUUUCCCUGCCAUUAGAAAGACUAAAAGAUUCGAGUCUCUGUUGUUCCUUAAUCUGUUUUUUAAAUAGGUUUCUUUUGGGCUGCUUGUUUUUCAUUAAGAUGUGCAUCAGCUUGAAUUUGCCUACUGUUUAAUUAAAAUAAUUGUCAAAGUUUGACAAUCUAACAGUCUGUGGUAGGGGUGUAUGUGUGUGUUUGUGAGUGUGUGUUUGCCUGUGAUUUUUAAUUGGCCCAUGUCUUUAGAAUCCAAGUGGUUAAGAUGUAUUUGUGAUUUGAAAUAUAGCAUGUUGAUAAUAUUUAGCUGUUGGCCUUUAAAAAUAACUUUCAAAGCUUAAAGAAUUGUAGAUAUAAAAACCUAAUUUAAUUCAGGCUUAAAUUCCUCUGAUUAAGCAUGUGAAAGUAAGUUUUAAAAUCUGUCACAUUGAAAAGACUACUGUUCUGUGCCCUUCUGUAUUUUUGUCUCUUUAAGUUGAAUGUUGUAUUUAUCACCGUGUAAUUUAAUCAUUCAGUAGGCAGAUUCCCCACUAGAAAACUAUUAAAAUGUAAGACUAAAAUACAACAUUGAAUUUAAAAUCAAAACUUUGUGUAUAAAAGCUAGUAUAAUCCAUUUUGUUAUAUUUGUUUUUUCCCUAACUUGGAAAUAUACAUAUUUGUAUAUAUAGCCUUAAAACUAAUGUAAAGUUAGGGGAGUAGUGGGAAAAGUAAUGUGAAAUGUCUCAGAUUUAAGUAGUUACAUACCAGCAAAAUCUUUUCAUUAUCCCUCUUAUUUGUGAGGUGAUUAAAUGUAACUUAAUUGUAUUUAAUUUAUAUCUUAAUCCAGCAUGAAUGAAGAAAAACUGAAGUACUAUUUAUAUUUAGAAAUUCAUAACAGUUGGAAUUACAGAACCAAUUCCAUACUUACAAUAAAUACUUAAUGUCUAAAUCUGUGGUAGAGUGCGAAGUAUGAUAAUGUUCUAAGUUAUGGCUUUGCAAGCAUCUAAAUGUGCAUUUAAUGAAUACCAGUGCUUCUAGUGUAAAUUGAUUACCAGACAUACUAGUACUGAAAGCAAAAUCCCUCCUAUAACAAACCAGUUCCUUAAUUUUUUAAGUAGAAUGAAAUUUUUAGUUCCAGAAAUUGCAAAACCUUGAACUGGACUGUGUAAUCUUUUGAGAUGCAAAAUUUAAGUUACAAGUAGUGUAUGUGAUGGAAAGCUAUAUUUCAAUUGCUAACAGCAUAUUUAGAGCCUUUUUAAAUUUAAGAGUCUUUAAACAAAAAGGAAAUUAAAAUAUUCCUCUGUUAAAAUUAUUACUAUUGAAAUUAUGCUUGGAAGUGAGAAAAUUGUAUUUAAGUAUGAUCUAAGAAGACUAAAUCUUUUCCACAUGAGUCAGCACUGCCAAACUAGAUAUAAUUUUUCAUUACAAAAAUACAGGAAGGAAGUACACAUUAUAACAGCAGACUGUAUGUGUUCCUGAUUCCUGGGGGUAAUAGUGGGGAAGGAGAGCCAACUACACUUUUUAAAGGCACUUUUGCACCUCUGUUGUGCACUUCGUUUUUGUACCACUUAAAUUCUUGACCCCUCACCCCCCUUUUUUGUGCAAAUUAGCAUCUCAGGGCAAUGCCUCAAAAAUGUUUGAUGCGUUCUAUGUUCUUUGGAGGGAAAAAGUUGUUAUGUGACAGUAAUAUAGUAUUCAAAAUACACCUUCAUUUAAAUGUCUUAUUUGCUGUGUUUAGUAGGAAAUUCAGUUUUAUAUAGCAGGCUCUUUUUACCCUAACAUUAAAAAAUUUCACUGAUCUAUUACUGUUUUAAUAAGGUAUGAUCUCCUAAUUUCCACUUUCUUGGGGAAUAUUCUUUUACAAAUGCAGUUCUAAGUAUUAGCAUUGACUUUUAAAAAUCAAAGUGAUACACAGCUUUAUAACUAUCUCAAACAUUUUUAAUUGUAGUGGAUUAACUUCUAGAAUACUGUGCAACUGCUGUGGGCCACUUAAUUUUUUAUACUAACUUCAUAACGUUAAGAAAUUUGAAUUAAGGAAUAAAUUAAUUAUGUAAUUCAAAUAAUCUGAAUUACAGCAGUACUUUUAGUGAUCUAUUUGACCAUAUGUUAAUCCAGCUAAUAACUCAGCUUUUCCACAAAAUAUUUUGAGUAUUAUCUGCAAAACACUGUUCUAGGCUAAGCACCUGGGGACUAUAAAGAGAUAAAUAGGUUCGUAAUUUAUAAUCUAGUUAUGUUAAUAUUAUAACUGGAUCACUAAUUAAAAAAAUAGUUAAUUGUCCACUUAUUAUCUGCCAGGUACUUACCUGAACAGGCCCCCCUGCCUUGAAGAACCUAUUUGUACUUUAUUCACCUGUGAACUUUUCUUCUGUUUAUUUUCUUCUCACCAAAGUUAAUCUCAUUCAGAAGAAAAUUUUGCCCAGCAUAAGAAUAAAAUAGGACUUAUGAGGCUUAAGUCCAUGCUUGAUUGCCUAUAACAAUUGGCCUUUACUCUUCCUGCUGAUAGCAGUAAAUCAGAGAAAUAGGUAAUGGAUUUCUUAGAUUCUCCAGCCAUAGAAAUACAGGUGGGGUUGAGUUUAUGGCAUUUAAAAAUAUAAAUAGCUAAAUUUAUCUUAUUUAAGUAAAACUCUGUUCUUUAUAACACACUGCCAGUAUUAUAUCCAAUUUUAGCCAAAUGAUUAUUGUGCUUUAAUAUUUUAAAAUUUCACUGCCCAUCUUUAUUGGACAAAUUCAUCUGGGAAUUCAACUUAUGAUUUCUGAAAGAGCUGAUAAAAUUGGGUACUGCUUUUUCUUUUAUUUUUUUAUUUUAAUUUUGAAUUUCAUGGUGUAUACUUUUAGUUCAUACUUUGCUAAAAUAUUUUGUACAGUAUUGUAUUAGGAUUUGGUAUUAGAAAAGAUAUGUAAAUAUUUCAGUAUAUAAAUGUUUCUCAUUUGAGGUUUUUCUUUGAAGGGACCUUAAGGAGUUUCAUAUACUUUUGCUUACAGAUACUGCUAGUGAGGUGACCAUUUUUUAAUUGAGUAUCUAAUCUUCUAAUUAGUUUUUCUUUUAGGCUUUAUAGGAGAUCUUUAUAUUUUAAAUUUUUAGAAGCCUAAUUUUACCUUAUUCCUUCAAUAAUGUGCCAUGUGUUUGGUUUGUAUUUUAAAUUGUAUAUUACUUUGGAAUAUGCUUGAAAUAUUUAAGAAUACAUUUUUAAAAUGUAUAAUACUGUAUCAUUUUCUUGGUCAAAAUUAUAAGUCUCAGUUAAAUGUUAGUGGUUACUGAUAGAAUAUUCUACAGGAAUGAUGAGGGACAUUGUUCCACUUCGUUGUUAGAUGAACAUUUUCCACUUUUGUUCACCUCAACAUAGAUUCUUUCCCUUUUAACUGUUUUUUGUAAUUAAGCUAGUGGCCUCUGCUGUCGUUGUUUUCCUAUUUAUAUUACCAGCAGGUGGGAGUGCUAAUUAGAAAAACUCAGAUGGUAUUGAAAUUGCAGUUAACAACUUAUACUUUUAUGAGAUGGGAAAAGAUUAUUUAAGUUGACAUAGUAACUUGUUUAAGUGACAUUUUUUUUCUUACUUAUCCUGCAUGAAAUGUUGCUCCCAUUUCCUUUAUUUCAUUUAUGGUGUCUCCUUUUUUUUUUCAAACCGAAACAGGCCAAUUCCAUUUUCUUGAACAAGAAAGCUGAGUGCAUUACCUCAUCAAGGCCAAUUAACAUUAUUAAUACUAUGUUAAACUGGGCUGAAAAUAAGAAAACUUGAGAGAUGAAGGAAUGGAGAAAUGGCAGUAAGAUGGGCAGGGGGGAGGAUUACUCUUAAUUCUUAAAAGCCAUAGGAAAGUCUUCCUUGGACCUGGCUGUAUGUUUGUCACAUAAACCAGUAAGAAUCAACCUUUGUUGCUUCAGAUAAUUUGGUUUUUCCAACAAGGAAGAUAAUGAUAAAACUUACUGAUUCUUCAACAUAGAAACAACUGAGAAAAAUAAAAUGUAAUGCUUCUUUAAUGCAAAACUGAACCCUUCCUUUCUUUUCAUUGCUCUAAAACCCAGUUUUCUACUAAUGGCUUUCUCAUUAAACUAAAUGUUUAGAAAAAUUGUUGAGAGUUUUUCUUUUCCUUUUUCAUAGUCCUGAUCCAGUAAAAUACUACUUAGUACUGUGUGCAUUUGUAUGGUACUAUCUAAAGUAAGGUAGAUUUGUGUAAGAGAUUGGGUAGCUGCAGGACAAAAUUAGUUAUAUCCUAAUUAAGUAUAGUGAAUGGCACAAACUCAUUAAUAGCAAUGGUUCUUAAUCCUUUGGGGUCACAGGCCCUUUGAGAUUGAUGAAUCCUAGGGACUCCCUCACCCAGGAAAGUGCAUCUAAUAUAUAUGACUCCCUAAAGUUUAUGAUAUUGCAGUGGUUCAUUGGCCCCUUGGUUAAAGUCCCAUUCUAAAGUAUAUUAGGGCAUCAUCCUUUUACCUGCAAAGCCCAUACAUACAUCUCAAGGUAAUGUUAAGGAAUUGUUUCACUCUUUAAAAGAUAGAGGUGGAUGGGGGCCUGGCUAUAAUCUGAUAUUAAAAUAUACUUUAAAAAAAAUACUAUAUUUGGGGGGAAAGAAUGAUUAAGGGUAAACAAAACAAAACAUAGUAUUUGUACUAGUUUUGGAGGGUAAUAUCUUUCUCUAAGACUUGCCACGUUUAAAAUUCUACGGAAAAGAGGUAAAACAAAUUGAAUGUGUUUGACUUCCAAAGUGCAGGUGGACUAUUUUAACAGCACAUUUAACUGUCAGAGCUUGCUCAGGUUUUAAGAUUUUGAGCUUCCUGGUAUUAGAGUUCAUUAAAUGUUCAAUUCAUUUCAGAUUCUAAGGAAUUAGGUAUUUACUUGUACAGAAUGUUAAAAUAGAAUCUAACAUGGACAAACCACCAAUACAUGGUUUAUGAGAUUUGUACUAAGAUAUAAAUACAGUGAAAGAAUGUUAUUAAUUUGUUGUCAAAAUUAGAUGUUCAAUUACAACUUAAUUCCCAUUUGUGAGAAUUUUGGAGCAUAGCAGCUUGUUUUACAUUAUUAGCCCUUGACUUAAACAGCUUAUUUGCAGAAAAAUAUCUUGUUUGUAGUGAUAUGCCCCAAUACUGAUUGAUUUCACUUUUGAAAUGAUUUAUUUCACUUAAUAGUGUAAAUGUUAUGAGUGCAGAGACAUGUACAUGUUAAAAGCAUGUGGUAUUAUAUAUAGAAUCAUUUUUUUAAAAAUCUAUAAAUAUGAGACUAAUACAAUUGCAGAAAUAUUUUUCUUAAACACAAUGUGUAACAAAAUUCUCCACAGUAACUCAUCCAGUUUGCAGUUUGGGUGAUCCAAACUUUUAAAGAAAUUCCAUAAAUGUGUAUUUUGUAUUAUGUAUCAUUUCCUGGUCCAAAGAAAAUAUGUGAACUCAGUUCUGACUUUAAGAAUGUACUUUUUGUUUUCAAGUCCAUUGAAGAAAUUGCAUUCAGCCUGUGAAUGGUUGCAGAUUGUAUUUGAGAUGAAAAGUAGAAAUAAUUUCUAGUUUGCAAAACUGGUGCCACUAAAUAAACAGGCAAUU